Messenger RNA from Scatophagus argus, 831 nucleotides. RefSeq names its product deltex E3 ubiquitin ligase 3L1 (gene dtx3la). Lineage: Eukaryota; Metazoa; Chordata; Actinopteri; Scatophagidae. The transcript has 5 exons. The record is from RefSeq and is a predicted model, not a curated record. Gene Ontology annotation, biological process: protein ubiquitination; Notch signaling pathway. The coding region runs from base 194 to 709 and encodes 171 amino acids.
CUCUGCCUAAUGUUGUCUGUAUGCGUCUGUCUCUUUCUCGUCUCCUCAUUAGCUGAGCAAACAUCUGAAUUCAAGGACUGCAUAGAAGAGAGGUAGAAGAGAAGGAGAAAACUUCCCCUAGGUGUGGGAAAAGAGGACCAUUUGAACAGCAAUAACCUUUUUCCAUCUCUGUGUUUGCCUGUUGCUUCCCAGUAUGGGCUCUGGGCAGAGCAGCGACAAAUUGCACUGCAACCGCUAUCUGAAUGGACAGGGUCCUCCAUCACUGGUACAACAAGCUAAUGAAGGGGUGAAUGAAAUGUACAGAGCACCGAAUGGCUUCCAGCCAGAGGGCCAGAUGACCUGGGUGAUCCUCCACAGAGACCUGCCAGGAUUCCCUGAUGACAACACCCUGCAGCUCAACUACAUAUUUCCAGAUGGAAUACAGACUGAGAAACACCCUCACCCUGGCCAGUCUUAUGCAGGCCUGAGGCUCUGUGCUUACCUGCCUGACAACCGUGAGGGUAGGAAGGUUCUCAAGCUGUUGGACAAGGCCUUCAAGCAGCAGCUUCUGUUUACCAUUGCUACCAAUGAAGAUGGAGAGGACAUAAUCACUCCAAGUUUUAUUCCCCUGAAAACUCAACCGGAUGGAGGGAGCACACAUGAUGGCUAUCCAGACUCUGACUACCUGAAGACUGUGAGAAAGCUACUGAGGGAUAAAGGCAUUGAGUAACAACAAACACACAAGCUGAAGACACUUAAAAAUUAAAUUUUUUUAGAUAUAUAUUAUAUUAUAUUAUAUUAGAUAUAUCUCAAUUGAACUGAAUAGAAUUGAUAGGAUAGUGAUUUUCAACA